Messenger RNA from Durusdinium trenchii, 1888 nucleotides. Lineage: Eukaryota; Dinophyceae; Suessiales; Symbiodiniaceae. The record is from the annotation of a GenBank genome assembly.
UCUUCCGGGUCUACCGGGUUUGGUGGGAGGCACCCCCCGAAAGGGACCGGCUUUUGCACUGACACGUGAAGCCUGGGAACAGGUGCAGAAAUGGUGAAUUCCUGAGUCUACGUGUUUUGACGAUCAACAACCGCGUUCUGACCAUGAGCAGUUCAUUCUUGGAGAUUUGUGCAGAAGGUUUUGACGUAGCCAUAUCAGCCUACGAUUUGGAAACUACUGCGAAGGUGUUUAUGACCCUAGAGGUAGUUUGCAACAUCGGAUUGGAUGUGGACAUAUGUGGACAAUGUUUCAACAAAUCGCUUGUGCAUCUCUCAUGUAGGACAUUCAAGAUUUGGUUGCUGCGACAUCAGUCUCCAAACCCACCGUUGAAGGAUGACAUCUUCCACCACAUGUAGAAGAUGCAGUGUCCAAGUACAGUGGUGUCCACCAUGCCGCUAGUUUUGACCCUUGACUCUUGGCUCCUGAUCUCUCGCUUGGCCUUUGUGGGGGGUCCUUGCGGUGGCCGAGCAAUGCUAUGGCGGUGGCCAAACCAACCUGGGCUGCCAGCCUUGUGAGGCUUCUGGGCCUGAGCCGAUUUCCUAGGCCCGACGAGGUGCGACCUUCAGUAGAGCGGAGCGUUGAUGUGGCGAAGCUGGUGAGGAGACUGCAGCAGGAGAACCGAGCAGAUGUGAUUUGCAGCCUCUUCAAUGCCAUGAUUGAGGAGACCAGUACGCUGGACGGGCCUCAUUUUACCUUGGCAAUCUCUGCAUGUGCAAAGUCAAGCCUAUGGGCACAGGCCCUCUCCCUCCUCAACAGUAUCCCAGCGGUGCGGAUGGAUCCCAACAUCUUUCAUUUCUCUGCAGCGGUCAGCGCUUGUGAGAAAGCCUCCCAGUGGCCAAGGGCUGUGGAGCUACUCCGUUUCAUGUGGCAGAGCUCGGUGCCGCCCAACCUGGUGACCUUUGGGGCAGCCGUGUCCGCCUGCGAGAAGGCGGGUGAGUGGACGAAGGCGCUGCAGCUCAUGGAGGCCUUGGAGAGCACCCGGCUCCAUGGAGAUGUCGUCCUCUACAGUGCUGCCAUCAGCUCCUGCGAGAAGGGCACCCAGUGGCUCCAGGCCUUGGCCUUGUUGCAGUGGAUGUCCAGCGCCCAGUGUUUGCCCAACCGGGUCUCCUUCAGCGCAGCGAUCUCUGCCUGCGAAAAGGCCUGGCAGUGGCAAUGGGCGCUGCACCUGUUCCGCGCGAUGCCUGCCGCAGGACUGGCGCCGCAGGCCAUCAGCUUUAGCGCGACGAUCAGUGCCUGUGAGAAAGGUGAACAAUGGCCCUUUGCUUUGCAGUUGCUGCGCGAGAUGUCAUCGGCCCAGUUGGCUUACGAUGUGUUCUGCUGCAGUGCGACCAUCAGCGCCUGUGAGAAGGGCUCACAGUGGCUCACGGCUUUGGACCUCUUGGAGUUGAUGUGACUGGGCUGGUGGCGUUGGACUUGGUGAUGCCAACACUUGGAAGGCAACGGCAGCAGGUGUCUCCCAACCUCAUCAGCUACACUGCAGCCAUCGCAGCAUGUGCACGUGCUCAGCAAUGGAGGUACGCCUUACAUCUCUUUGAUGUAAUGAGGCAGCGGCAGAUUUCUGCAGACCAUAUUUGCCGCAACUUGCUGCUUCAAUGCAUGUCGAACCAAAAAAUCUACGAACUGUUCAAGUCUUCGAAGGGCGAAGAGUGAAUAUGUUUGGUGGGUGUUCAGACAGAUUCUCAGUUGAAGACCGGUGCGAACGAGCGCUAGCAGUGCCCUGGCAGUGACCGGUGCGAACGAGCUCUGAACUAGAUUCCCUUUACAUGUGUCUUCAGGGAAGACGCACCUUCAAAUCAGCCAGGAGCCUUUAGCAAUACAGAGAAAUCAGAGCUCCAAGCGAGGAAUGAUA